Messenger RNA from Oryzias melastigma (Indian medaka), 443 nucleotides. RefSeq names its product APC11 anaphase promoting complex subunit 11 homolog (yeast) (gene anapc11). Gene Ontology annotation, cellular component: anaphase-promoting complex; nucleus. The record is from RefSeq and is a predicted model, not a curated record. Lineage: Eukaryota; Metazoa; Chordata; Actinopteri; Beloniformes; Adrianichthyidae. Gene Ontology annotation, biological process: anaphase-promoting complex-dependent catabolic process; protein ubiquitination; positive regulation of mitotic metaphase/anaphase transition. The coding region runs from base 36 to 290 and encodes 84 amino acids. Gene Ontology annotation, molecular function: cullin family protein binding; ubiquitin protein ligase activity; zinc ion binding. The transcript has 2 exons.
CCCAAUUUGCCGCCGAGCUUCGUGUGCUGCUGAGGAUGAAGGUGAAGAUCAAGCAGUGGAACGGAGUGGCGUCCUGGCUGUGGGUGGCCAACGACGAAAACUGUGGCAUCUGCAGGAUGCCCUUUAACGGCUGCUGCCCGGAUUGUAAGGUUCCCGGAGACGACUGCCCGCUGGUGUGGGGUCAGUGCUCCCACUGCUUCCACAUGCACUGCAUCCUGAAGUGGCUGAACUCCCAGCAGGUGCAGCAGCAGUGUCCCAUGUGUCGCCAGGAGUGGAAGUUCAAAGAGUGACGUGCCGCGCUUCAGAUCCCAAAACGAAAGAAAACUCUCUGAUCCCAGCCAAAACUGCUCGGACGAUGACGGAUUACCGGCUGACGAGGACAGAAUCUGAAAGUGGCGUGUUUUCACAGGAAAAGGCGAGGAUUCGUGCCUUUAGGUGCUGAG